Selaginella moellendorffii is the source of this 1059-nucleotide messenger RNA. RefSeq names its product RNA 3'-terminal phosphate cyclase. Gene Ontology annotation, molecular function: RNA-3'-phosphate cyclase activity. Gene Ontology annotation, cellular component: nucleus. The coding region runs from base 1 to 1059 and encodes 352 amino acids. Gene Ontology annotation, biological process: RNA processing. The record is from RefSeq and is a predicted model, not a curated record. NCBI's taxonomy places the organism in Eukaryota, Viridiplantae, Streptophyta, Lycopodiopsida, Selaginellales, Selaginellaceae. The transcript has a single exon.
AUGAUCAUCGAUGGAUCAACACUGGAGGGCGGCGGCCAGAUCCUUCGCAACUGCGUCGCCUUUGCGGCCAUUCUCAACAUUCCACUCCACAUUACCAACAUCCGAGGUAACAGGGCCAAGCCGGGCCUCCAGCGGCAGCACUUGGCCGGCCUAAAGCUCGCAGUGGAGCUGUGCAAUGCGCGAGCCACGGGGCUGGAGCGAGACUCCACUCAAGUGACAAUCGUCCCCGGCAGCGAGAUCAAACACGGCCAGUUCACGGCGGACGUGGAGAGCGCGGGGGCUUGCACGCUGCUCGCUCAGAUCAGUCUCCCCAUCGCCCUCUUUGGAUCCGGCAGCUCCACCUUCGUCCUCAAGGGUGGCACCAACGUCCCACUCUCGCCACCUUUCGAGUACCUCAAGCGCGUCUUCCUGCCAGCCCUAGCGAGGUUUGGCGUCCCCGAGGGCGCCGUGGAGGUGUGCGAGGAGAGGCAGGGGUUCAUGCCGGGUGGUGGUGGUGAAGUUAGGGUCAGGAUUGAGCCCCUGACGAGGCCACUGGUGGGUGCGUGCCUGGACGAGCGCGGGGACGUCACGAAGUGUACGGCGUACGUGUCCGGGGUGUGUACGGCCGCGUUCGAGGCCGAGGUGGCGAAGGAGAUUCAGGACUGCCGGAAGUUGGCGGUGGCGAUGGAGAGCGAGUUUAGGGUCAGGAGAGUGCAUCGCGAGAGCAAGUGCCAAAUGCAGGUGGUGCUUGUGGCAGAGACGAGCAAUGGGCACCGGAUUGGAGCGUCGGCGGUGACGGGCGGGAAGCGGAGCUCCGGGAAGGGACUGGUGGCGGCGGCGGUGGCGAAGAUGGUGGAGCAGCUCGAGGGGGAGGUCUGUGUGGACGAGUAUCUGCAGGAUCAAGUGGUGAUCUUCAUGGCGCUGGCGAGAGGGAGGUCGAGGAUGAAGUGUGGAGAGAUCACGCUCCACACGAGGACGGCCAUCCAUUUUGCAAGCCUUUUGAGUAGGGCGGUGUUUGAGAUCCAAGAAGUUGGAGGAGGAACCAACAUUGUCUCUUGCGAUGGCAUAUCAUGUUUAUAA